CCAGCUACACGAAAUGCCUCAACCGAUUGAAAUAGAUGGAUUCGUUAGCAGAAUAGCCCUCGACGUUAUUGCUUGCUGCUUAUUUGAAACUACAAGCGAGUUUAUGGAGAAGAAUCGAGAGGAAAUUUUGCAGUACGCCGAAGGAUUUUGGAAGCUUUCCACGUCAGAGGCAUUUAUGCGAUUAAUGGUAAUUUUGUUGCCGAAUAUGGUAUUGGGGACAAAAAUCAAGACAAUGUCCGAUAAAAAAAAGAAUUUGUUUUUAAGUAAAGUUGCUGCAAUUCUGCAAGAAGGGCGUCAUGAAGAAUACAAUUUUAUGCGUAUGUUACAAGCCGAAAGCGAUGACUUGGCUCUAGAAAACGUAGCGGCUAACUGGUGGAUUUUUUUUAUCGCUGGUUAUAGAACUAUCGCGUCCAUAAUCAUAUUUUGCCUCUACGAGUUAGCGAUGAAUCAAAGUUACCUAAUGCUAUUGGUCACAUGAGGUUUUUAGAUCAGUGUCCUAAAGGUAAACAUUAUUUUAAUCCUUAAGUAAAGCUUAUCUAUUGUACUCUACCAGAAACAUUGCGAAAGUAUCCAGCGUCCACAAUGAUACGAAGACAAUGCACUAAGGAAUACAGAGUUGUCGGAACUUCCCUAACCUUAAACAGGGGAGAUAACGUGUAUAUUUCAACUUUAGGAAUCCACAGUGAUCCGAAUCUAUACCCCGAUCCUGAAAAAUUUCUACCGGAAAGAUUUGCUGAAGGACACUCACGGCAUCCAUGCGCCUAUAUUCCGUUCGGAGCUGGUCCUCGUUCCUGCAUGGGUCAACGAUUCGCAUUCAUGGAAGCUAAAAUUGUGGUGGCAAAGAUUUUGAAAGAUUUUCACAUAAGUGUGAACGAUAUUACCGAUUCGGAACCCUUACCAAUGGAUCCCAAAGCGUUUGAGUUACAAACUGCAAACGGAAUUUGGAUGAAUUUUCAAAAGAAAUCAAGUAUUCGAUAAGCAGUUUAGGGGGAAAUUGUGAUAAUUGUAAGCUAGUGCGGCUUAUCUGACCGCGUCAUACAAGAAGCGAUUUGAUCUUCUUCCAUCAGAGCUGAAUUUAUGUUUAUUGUACACAAACAAUCCUAACAAGUGCAUAAAAAAGGAAGACGCCUAUUGAUAACCACAGCUUUUCU
Molecule: messenger RNA, 1151 nt
Organism: Photinus pyralis (common eastern firefly)
Lineage: Eukaryota; Metazoa; Arthropoda; Insecta; Coleoptera; Lampyridae
Product: cytochrome P450 6B4-like
Exons: 2
Coding region: 583-978 (131 amino acids)
Molecular function (GO): oxidoreductase activity, acting on paired donors, with incorporation or reduction of molecular oxygen; iron ion binding; heme binding
Source: RefSeq, a predicted model, not a curated record